Messenger RNA from Esox lucius (northern pike), 1347 nucleotides. RefSeq names its product stress-associated endoplasmic reticulum protein 1. Lineage: Eukaryota; Metazoa; Chordata; Actinopteri; Esociformes; Esocidae. The coding region runs from base 169 to 369 and encodes 66 amino acids. The record is from RefSeq and is a predicted model, not a curated record. The transcript is spliced from 3 exons. Gene Ontology annotation, biological process: endoplasmic reticulum unfolded protein response. Gene Ontology annotation, cellular component: endoplasmic reticulum.
GGGCGGGGUUAAGAUGUGUAUACGUAGACAUCUGCACUGCUUUUUAUUCUUCCUUUCGAGCAUUGUUUUACUCUGAACUAGGGUGGUACAUUAGUGAGCCCCAAUAACCGCAUAUAUAACUCACACACGUAUCUAUUUGUAAUAAAAUAUACCCUACUUAUUUGGAAGAUGGUCGCAAAACAGAGGAUUCGUAUGGCCAACGAAAAACACAGCAAGAACAUAACACAAAGAGGCAACGUAGCCAAGUCCACGAGGAACCCUCAGGAUGAUAAAGUGGCAGUGGGACCCUGGCUGUUGGCGCUCUUCAUUUUUGUUGUGUGUGGUUCAGCUAUCUUCCAGAUCAUUCAGAGCAUUCGAAUGGGCAUGUAGGACUGCAUAGAAAUAGUAACGCAUCCAUUCCACUUCGUUUUCCGUCCAACCAAGGAACAUCUGUCUUCUUUGACCUCCCAUUAUCCUUCAAUCGACAUUCUCAGUGUUCUCAAGUUGCACAAAGCUAUGCCAAGGACGAUGGGCCACUGUCUUGCACUUUUAGUGUCAUUUUGUUCUUAAUUUUUCUUGUUUUGCCAUUUCUAUAUUAUUUUUAUUUCUCUUACUUUUAGCAAGAUCUGUCAAGUCAUUCCUUUCUUGUGCCUUAAAUGAUAGAGGUUAACAUUUUCCAGAACAAAAGAAAAGCCAUAAAAACUGCAUUUUUAUUGUGGAUUUUCUGAAAUAAGGUGAUGUGUUCUGUCAGUCUCAGGUUGGCCAUCUUGUGGAAUUGUGAGCAUUUGGGUGGUCCUUUCUGGAAGUCUUAUUUGCCACCACUUUGUUGUAAUUUCAGUGGAAUAUGAAUUGUUUCCUCUUAAUUUCAUGUAUUGAAAACAUUUUUAAAUGUUUCCUUUGGUCAGAAUGGAACGAUGUUUAGCCACACAAGCCUAAAUGGAAGAUCGGAAGUCAGAUAUGAUUCCUGCCAAAAGAAUAAUUCAAUAGUAGAAACAACUAGUAUGUAAUAAUAAGCAGUCCUACUUUUCUUAAUUUUGUGGUUAGCUUUCUUAAUUUACUUUUUUAAUAUAUUAAUUGGUCCUGCCUAUUCUUGAGGCUUUGGGAUUGUUGUUUGGUCCACGGUCCGUUGAAUAUGGGUCAGUAAAAGUCUGAUGUGGUCUUCAUAUUUGAUAGUUGAUCUUAUGUUUUAUGUCCUCAAGAGAGCUGAAAUGGUUUAAUGCUCAAGCUUACUAGAUGUAAUUUUCUUCGCUAAACCAGUGUUUAGAUGUGAAGAAUAAGGGAAGGAUGUAAAUGACCAAAUGGUUGUUUUACUUUGAAUGAACUAUGCUGGGUAUAUAAGAGAGGAAUCAAUAAAAUAUUGGUACAUUA